AAGAGCCGGCUGCCGGUCAGAUUGUUGGUUCGUUGAUUGUUGCUGGAGGAUCGUCGGCGAGGCAUCAAAACUCAGGGACGGAACAUUGAGCCGCCUCGGAUUUAAUUUAUUCAUACAACCUCAUCCGCACAUCAAGCAGAAGCAUGUCGGGCAAGAAAGCGAUCGGAAUUGACUUGGGAACGACGUAUUCGUGCGUGGCAGUUUUCCAACAUGGCAAAGUCGAGAUCAUCGCCAAUGAGCAGGGGAAUCGAACAACGCCUUCCUAUGUGGCUUUCACCGACACCGAGCGACUGAUCGGCGAUGCAGCAAAGAAUCAGGUGGCAAUGAAUCCGUCCAACACAGUUUUCGAUGCUAAACGUCUCAUCGGCCGCGGUUUCGACGACUCCGCAGUCCAAUCCGACAUGAAACACUGGAGUUUCGAUGUGGUCAACGUCGACACUAAGCCGAAGAUCCAGGUAGAAUACAAGGGCGAGACCAAACAAUUCUUCCCCGAGGAAAUUUCAUCGAUGGUUCUCAUCAAGAUGAAAGAGAUUGCCGAAGCCUACCUGGGCGGAGACGUGACCAACGCGGUCAUUACCGUCCCGGCGUACUUCAAUGACUCUCAACGUCAAGCGACGAAAGACGCCGGAACCAUCGCGGGUCUCAACGUCCUCCGAAUCAUCAACGAGCCGACGGCAGCGGCUAUCGCGUACGGUCUCGACAAGAAGGGGCAGGGUGAACGUAACGUCCUGAUUUUCGAUCUUGGAGGCGGAACUUUCGAUGUGUCCGUGCUGGCCAUCGAGGACGGGAUUUUCGAGGUGAAGUCCACCGCGGGAGACACCCAUCUCGGUGGUGAAGAUUUCGACAACCGAUUGGUUAACCACUUCGCGCAGGAAUUCAAGCGCAAGUUCAAGAAGGACCUCACCACAAACAAGCGAGCUCUCCGUCGUCUCCGAACAACUUGCGAACGCGCCAAGAGGACCCUCUCGUCUUCGACUCAAGCAUCGAUCGAAAUCGAUUCGCUAUUCGACGGACAGGAUUUCUAUUCGAACAUCACCCGCGCGCGUUUCGAGGAACUGUGCUCCGACCUGUUCCGCUCCACGCUGGAGCCAGUUGAGAAGGCAUUGCGCGAUGCCAAGAUGGACAAAGCCGCCAUCCAGGACAUCGUCCUGGUCGGAGGCUCGACCCGGAUUCCGCGAAUCCAGAAGCUCCUGCAGGACUUCUUCAAUGGCAAAGAGUUGAACAAAUCCAUUAAUCCCGACGAGGCCGUCGCCUACGGGGCCGCGGUUCAGGCUGCCAUUCUGAUGGGAGAUCAAUCCGAGGCCGUCCAGGACCUCCUGCUGCUCGACGUCACUCCUCUGUCCCUCGGUAUCGAAACCGCCGGCGGUGUGAUGACGGCCCUGAUCAAGCGGAACUCCACCAUUCCCACCCGUCAAACGCAAACAUUCACCACGUACUCGGACAAUCAGCCCGGCGUGCUCAUUCAAGUCUAUGAGGGGGAACGAGCUAUGACUAAGGACAACAACCUCCUGGGGAAAUUCGAGCUGACCGGCAUCCCGCCCGCGCCUCGCGGCGUUCCUCAGAUCGAAGUGACCUUCGACAUCGAUGCCAACGGUAUCCUGAACGUAACGGCUGCCGACAAGGCUGGCGGUAAGCAGAGCAACAUCACAAUUACCAACGAUAAGGGACGUCUCAGCAAGGACGAAAUCGAGAGGAUGGUGAAGGAAGCUGAACAGUUCAAGGACGAAGACGAAAAACAAAAGGGCCGCGUGUCGUCCAAGAACGGUCUCGAGAGUUUCUGUUUCAACAUGAAGACAACACUCGAGGACGAGAAGCUCAAAGAUAAGCUCUCAGCGGAUGAUCUGAAGACUGUCACCGACAGUAUCGAGGAUUGCCUCAAAUGGCUCGACGCGAACAAGCUCGCCGAAGCCGAAGAGUACGAACACAAGCAGAAGGAGCUCGAGAAGAUUUGUAAUCCGAUCAUCACGAAACUGUAUGGCGCUGGAGGAAUGCCCGGUGGCAUGCCCGGUGGCAUGCCAGGUGCACCUGGAGCCCCUCCCGCUGGGGACAACGCCAGUGCCGGGCCCACAGUCGACGAAGUUGACUAGUCGCUGAGUUGAUGAAAUAGUAAGAUUCUUUCCAAUUGAACAGUUCAUCAUUCAACUCGCUCGCGGGGUCGCCUGAUAUUUUAUCUCUCCGUCGGCCAACAAAUCCUCGAGCAACACGGAACCCCCUCGCUUGCUCUUCUCCCUGCUGGGAAAAUCUCAGGGCUGUCAACUACCACGGAUACGCACCCAUUCAUAUACUAUCGAAUUCGAGAUUCUUCUCAGAACCAAAGCAGCAAAUUCGCUAAUAAAAUAGUAACUGUGUUUUUGUUGAUAUUCA
Galendromus occidentalis (western predatory mite) is the source of this 2364-nucleotide messenger RNA. RefSeq names its product heat shock 70 kDa protein cognate 4. NCBI's taxonomy places the organism in Eukaryota, Metazoa, Arthropoda, Arachnida, Mesostigmata, Phytoseiidae. Gene Ontology annotation, molecular function: ATP binding; ATP-dependent protein folding chaperone. The record is from RefSeq and is a predicted model, not a curated record. The transcript is spliced from 3 exons. The coding region runs from base 144 to 2087 and encodes 647 amino acids.